GGCGCGCUCGCAGAAGGCACGUCCAAGGGUAAUCCUCAUCCCGUACAUUCUGUUUUUGGCCGUUGUUCCCCACUCCGAACAGCUGCUGUCGCUAUGGCGAGGAAGCUUAGAGCGGCUGCACAGGCAGCACAACAGUCGCUGAGGAACGCUCCUCCUCCGCUUCCAGAUGCCUCCGAUGAGGAAAUGGCUGAGGCACCCCCAUCGCGCGGGUCUUCCCCCGCAAUAGAAGACCCAGGAGAUGCUUCCGACAAGGAUCCCGAUGUUGUCCCCGAACCCGACCCGCCCCAGGAAGAUGUGCCUGCCGCUGUCACCAAUCCCCCUUCGCGCGGUGACACUCCGAGCCGCGGCCGUGUGUCCGCAAUUCCGCGAAAGCGACGCAUAGGUCGCCCCCCGAAGAACCGUCCUCCAGACUGGGAUACACCGGAUGACGGUUCUGCGCCGCCAAUCCACGUUAGCACACCCGUUAAGAGGAAACGUGGGCGCCCUGCAGCGAGCGGCGGACGAUGGGCUCGGAACCGGGGGCCGUCGCAUGUAACCCAAGUACCUAUUGACAAAGAAGGAAAUAUGAUGGAUGUCGUAGAUGAUGAGGUGGUACUUCCAGACGACCCCGAAGGUGAGACCAAGGUCGACAAGAACGGCAUUUUGAAGGGUGAUCGAGAGUAUCGAGUUCGUACGUUUACAAUCCUCAACCGUGGUGAAAAGCAGUACAUGUUGUCGACAGAGCCAGCUCGAUGCAUCGGGUUCAGGGAUUCGUAUUUGUUCUUUCAGAAACAUAAGCGCCUCUACAAAAUUAUCAUUGAUGACGACGCCAAGCGUGAUCUCAUCGAGAGAGAGAUCAUCCCUCACUCAUACAAGGGUCGAGCCAUCGGUGUGGUAACCGCUCGGUCCGUCUUCAGGGAGUUUGGCGCGAAAAUCAUCGUGGGUGGCAGAAAGGUCGUUGAUGAUUACAACGUCCAGGAAGCCAAGGAGCGGGGGGAUGUGGAGGGCGAACUGGCUGUGCCGGAGGAUAAGCUGCCUGGUCCGGGAGAACCAUAUAACAAGAAUCAAUAUGUGGCGUGGCACGGAGCUAGCAGCGUCUAUCACACUCAAGCACCGUCAGUUCCUCUGCCUACGGGCAAGGCCGUCGAUUCGAAGAAGCGAAAGGUGACAGUUACUGGUGAUAACUGGAUGCUUGAGCAUGCCCGGGAAGCUAGCCAUUAUAAUUCGAUACUUUCGAACGUACGUCGAGAGAAUUUAGAAGGUGUAUACGACAUCCAUACGAAUGCUAUACAAUACCCCAAAGUUAUGCAGCCUUCACAUGCUCGCUGGGAGCGUCUACCACCCGCGGAUCCUCGAGUAGCAACCAAGUUGACGAAGGAGAUGUCAACCCUAAGUCUAACUAAUGGAACCGAAGAAGAUGAACCGACCACUGAAAGCGACGUGCAAGAUGAGGAGGCCGGUGAGGAAACUAGCAACAACACCAUCUUCUCAUCGAUCCCAUCUGCAUUUUCCCGUCGUUUCGCCAUCCAUGAUGUACACUUUGAAACUCCACCGUAUUCCAAUAUGGGCAUUCCCGGACCUGACGGUGACGUGCAUGAUCUCGGCACUAAUGGCCUCAUCAGCAAUACAAAUUUAUCGUACCCUGAAUUUGUCAGCCCCGAGAUCCUAGCAGAGCUGCCCGCGGAUUGCAAGGAUGCUCUUGUUGAGGCCGCUACGCGCGAAUGGGAAUGGAAAUCAAAGUGGCACAGUGAGGUGGGCGACGGCGCUCGCACCACUCCGCUUAAGAGCUAUGCUUGGUUUCCUUGACCUGAUGUUGUUUUCUCAGACUGUCAACCAAGUUUGUGAAAGAAAGUCUUGUGACUCUCUUCGUUAAUAUCUUUCUAUGUAUGACACAUUGUGCUUGAUUUGGGCCGGUUUUUAUGGGUGGCAUGAGAAAAAUGGGAGUUUUCUGCGUUUAAUUCGGGGGUGUAUUUUGUUACAAUGUUUUCUACAGCUAAUGUCUCCUAACUGAUACCUCAAGAGACAAGAAACGACAGGUAGGUUUGCCUUUAUAUUGUGUCCCAUCGGUGGCAGAUUAGACAAUUCAAUCCAUCUUUUAAAUGGUGUCUCAUCGUCUCUUAUUGCUCUCAGUAUAAGGCUGGUGUUUAGUCCAAUACUAUGGCAUUACACCAUACUAUUAGAGUCACCUUAAUAGCAAUACACUAUUUACCUGACAUUUGCAUAGUGUAUGUGCGUAU
This is a messenger RNA of Aspergillus alliaceus, 2216 nucleotides long. RefSeq names its product chromatin remodelling complex Rsc7/Swp82 subunit-domain-containing protein. The coding region runs from base 94 to 1785 and encodes 563 amino acids. Gene Ontology annotation, cellular component: nucleus. Gene Ontology annotation, molecular function: chromatin DNA binding. NCBI's taxonomy places the organism in Eukaryota, Fungi, Ascomycota, Eurotiomycetes, Eurotiales, Aspergillaceae. The record is from RefSeq and is a predicted model, not a curated record. The transcript is spliced from 3 exons.